AUGUCUGGCGCAAAGCAGUGCCUCUCUGCAGGCUGUAGUGGCUGGAAGGUGCUGUGUGGUGCCACCAGGACCCCUAUCAACAUCAGAUAUAUCAGUAGUGUUAAAGCAGGCUCGAGGCCAUCUGAGGAAGAGCAACUCUGGGAAACGGCGGCAGCUCUGCCUUUUUCUGCAGCCAGGCUUGGAUCGUUCUUUCAGGACCGACCUGUGCUCAAGAACCCUUUUCUGGAGGAUGCCCUUUUGAGGGGAUACUUGAGGAGACACCUGCCUCACGAGGCAGUGUCUGCAGAUUUGUGUGCCUUUGGCGAGCGUGUGGCGACGGAGGUAGAUGCGUGGGGAAGAGAGUGUGAAGUCAUUCCCCCUCGAUUGGUGCACUUUGACCCUUGGGGACGCAGGGUGGACCACAUUGUGACCUCUCCAGCAUGGAAACGCAUGAAAGAUCUGUCAGCGCAGGAGGGAUUGGUCGCGAUCGCUUACGAGAGGCCGCAUGCAGAAUGGAGUCGGGUUUAUCAAAUGAGCAAGUUGUACAUCUUCUCCCCCUCGUCUGGCCUCUACACUUGUCCUCUGGCUAUGACUGACGGAGCUGCCAAAGUCAUACAGUCCAUAGGCAUUUCUUGGCCUGUACAAGAAGCCUUCAACCGACUAACUAGCCGUCAGCCUGAACAUUUCUGGACAUCAGGACAGUGGAUGACAGAGCGACAAGGAGGUUCUGAUGUAGCCGGUGGUACAGAAACAGUGGCAGUUCCCCAAACAAAUGGUUGGUACAAACUUUACGGCUACAAGUGGUUCACCUCCGCUACCGAUGCAGACAUGACUCUCACACUAGCCAGAGUGUGUGACCAAUCAGGAAAAACCACACCGGGCAGCAGAGGUUUGUCCCUGUUCUACGCGGAGGUCAGUCGAGACCGUAAUGGCUGUCUGAGAGGGAUUGAGGUUCAGAAGCUGAAGGACAAACUGGGAACCAGACAGAUGCCCACAGCCGAGCUUCUUCUGGACGGCCUACGAGCACACAGGCUGUCAGAAGAAGGAAGAGGUGUGGCCUCCAUUGCGAACAUGCUAACUAUAACCAGAAUCCACAACAGCAUCUCUGCAGCAGCAGCAAUGAGAAGGGUGGUCCAGUUAGCGCGUGACUACUCCACUCGCCGCACCGCCUUCGGAAAGCAGCUUAAAGAGCACCCGUUGCAUGUGCAGACACUCGCCAGGUUGGAGGUCGAGACCCGUGGCGCCUUCCUCUUGGUGAUGGAUGUGUGUCGGCUACUGGGACGAGAAGAGAGCGGCGUCGCCACGCAGCUUGACGCUCACCUCUUACGUCUGCUCACACCCGUUGUCAAACUAUACACUGGCAAACAGGCAGUCGCUGUGGUGUCAGAGGGUUUGGAGAGUUUUGGCGGGCAGGGCUACAUUGAGGACACCGGGCUACCUGUCCUACUUCGAGAUGCGCAGGUGCUGAGCAUAUGGGAAGGUACAACAAAUGUUUUGUCCCUGGAUGUGCUGCGAUGUGUGGCUCGAAGUUCAGGGAUGGUUCUCCGUGCUUACUUCACUCAUGUCAAAACCCUGCUUGCAGGAGCUUCCAGUGUGUCCUCUCUGGAUCCAGCUGUGAGAGCAGUAGAUGGGGCUCUCUCUCAACUAGAAGGCUUUAUCCAGGAGGCAGCCACUAGAAUGCCAGGCUACCUGGAACUUGCAGCCAGAGACUUGGCAUUUACCCUGGCUCGCAUCUAUAUGGGUGCCCUUCUCAUUGAUCAUGCAAGUUGGAAUGGAAGGUCUCAAGCUGAUGUCUAUGCAGCACUCAGGUGGUGUGAACAAGACUUAUGUGUGGUGGCAUCAAAUAAGACAAGAGGAUACUACGAUGCCACUUCAGCAGGAGUUGAUUCAGCUCUUGUGUAUGACCAGGAAACGGAGGGUGGACACUGA
Molecule: messenger RNA, 1908 nt
Organism: Nerophis lumbriciformis (worm pipefish)
Lineage: Eukaryota; Metazoa; Chordata; Actinopteri; Syngnathiformes; Syngnathidae
Source: RefSeq, a predicted model, not a curated record